AUUAAAAGACGACGCCAGUGGAUGGGAAAAUCGCCCUGGAAUUGGUAGAAUUAGCCAAUGGCAUGAAAAGACACCGCCUCUUAAGGUGGCGGCGAAGCCAAUGGCGUGAACAGAGCCACUCCCUGAGCUAAAAGAGGCGGUGGGCAAGGCUCAAAACCAAUGGGACGUCGGGGCGCGCUCCCCUCGCAGCCCCGCCCCGGGCAGGCCGCACUGCCCCAGCGCUCGGCCCGCGGGAGACGUCCAGUGGCUGGGGGAAGAUGGCGGCGGCCGUGGCACUGGUCGCCGGGCUGCGCGUGGCGCGCAGGACAAUGGCGGCCGCCGGGCCGUGGGGGGCGCAGGUCCGAAGAGCUGCAGGUGUGACUGGUGGUGAUGAAGUGGCCAAGGCCCAGAAGGCAGCUCCUGGUGGAGCAGCCCCCACCAUCUUUUCUCGGAUCUUGGAUCGAAGCCUCCCCGCUGACAUUCUGUACGAGGACCAGAAGUGUCUCGUGUUCCGUGAUGUGGCCCCUCAGGCCCCUGUGCACUUCCUGGUCAUUCCUAAGAAGCCUAUUCCUCGGAUUAGCCAGGCUGAAGAAGAAGACCAGCAGCUUCUAGGACACCUUCUUCUUGUGGCCAAGAAAACAGCAAAGGCUCAGGGGCUGGGAGAUGGAUACCGACUUGUGAUCAACGAUGGGAAACUGGGUGCACAGUCUGUGUAUCAUCUGCAUAUUCAUGUCCUUGGGGGCAGACAGCUCCAGUGGCCUCCAGGUUGAACCUACCAACUAACCAAAGACCCCACAUCUGGAUGCUUGGAUAGAGUGGGAGGGGAAAGCAACCCUGUGAUACUAAUAAACCUGCUCUCCCUCAA
Molecule: messenger RNA, 844 nt
Organism: Condylura cristata (star-nosed mole)
Lineage: Eukaryota; Metazoa; Chordata; Mammalia; Eulipotyphla; Talpidae
Gene: HINT2
Product: histidine triad nucleotide binding protein 2
Exons: 5
Coding region: 258-749 (163 amino acids)
Cellular component (GO): mitochondrion; cytoplasm
Molecular function (GO): hydrolase activity
Source: RefSeq, a predicted model, not a curated record